AAUUUACAUGUGAAAUUUACUAAUGACAAUUAUGUAAACAAUAUGAACGAUUUCAUUUUUUUUUUCCAUAAGAGCUAUUGUAAUUUUGAAUUAAGAAAUAAAGGAACACGUUCGAUACAAAUUAUCUGACGUAAAAAUAAAUGUAUCUACAUAAUGGAAUAUAUUCUGCGCGUAUGUAGUCCGUUAGGUUUUUAUGAAAAGCAUUGGAGGCGUCAAUAAUAAAAUUUAUUAACUGCUUAUAAAAGAUUGAUUCAAAUUGGAAUGAAAGUUCAUUAUGUUUAUUUACAACAGUGCUGCCAAGUAUUUGAGUUUAAGAAUAUCUUGCGAUAGCUUUAAAGUCGGCAGCAACUUUAUCCGAACCUGUACCUGUAACACUUAAAGAAAUGAAUCGAGUAUUUCAUCGUUGCGAGAAUAUUUUGCAUUGUUUGACAAAGAAUUUACAUGUUAUAUUAAUAUAGCUUUAAUCUGUGAAGUUGCUUAUCUAAAAUUCAAUAAGAAACCAAGAUAAACAAUAGUAUUUUACUUUGCUGUCAGUAAAAAUUAUGGUUUCUCAUUUUUUUCCAGAGUGAACUUUGCAUGUAUCGCAAGACCAUGGAUACAUUUCCUACGCAAAGGUAUGAAACAAAGAUCGAAUCCUUUGACACAUGCAUGAUCGAUGCUACGAACCAACAGAGAGAAAUACCUCAAACAGUGAGUGGACAGGUUCCUCCUCAGACUGUCGAAAUAGAGAAUCAAGAAAAUCAUGAAACACCUACUUUACAUCAACAACAAGAGUCGCAGCAACAUCAACAAGAACAACCUAAUCAAAUGACUCAGAUUCAAUCCAAUACUCAGCAAAGCAUGACUCUUACUCCAAUUCGAUUACCAGCCAUUCUCGAUGGAGAGUUUUUUACAGUAAUUAGAGUGGAAGAUACUAAUGUUACAGUUCGAUGUUUACAGUGUCAAAAGCACUUAAAUGGAAAUUUGAAAUCAACAGGAAACUUUUUAAGUCACAUUAAAAGGGUACAUCCUUUCAUGGUUGAUAAAAUUAAAUGUAAAUCUAAUCAAAGGAAACCUGCAAUGGUAUAUAUUGACUUAUCAGCUGACAAAUGUCCAGAACUAGUCAGAACAAAACGAGGAUAUAGAAAAUGUUAUAAAACGGAGGAAUGUCAAGCAGGAAACGAAGAAACAUAUGAUCAGCCUAAUGAAUGGACGGAACCUCCGUUAAUUCGUAGACGCAAAUCAGAGGAAACUGAAUCUACUGAUCUUUUAAAAAUAUCACAUAACAAUUCAUUUGUAAUGGAAGAUGAAUUUGAUGCGAUUGGACGAAAUGUAGCAGCAAAACUUAGAAAUAUGAGACUAGACCAAAGGAUUAUAGCUGAAAAAUUAUUAAAUGACAUUCUGUUUGAAGCGCAAUUGGGAAACCUUCAUAGAGAUUCUAAUAUACAUGUAUGAGAAAUGAAUUUUCCUGUCCAAAAAGCACGCGUGUGUAAAUGAACGAUGUGAAUAUAAUUGAAUGGGUGUAUAAGAAAGCAUAUAUUUUUUAUCAAGUCAGAUUUAUUUACAUUUCUUUAUGAAUGUUAUCUUAUUACACCACUGUAAUAACAGUAAUUUCAAAGUGGUUUUUUUCUGCUAAGAUAAACAGCCAGAUAUAAUAAUGUGAUGUAAUUGUGGAUAUAUUUUCUAGUUAAUUUCACUAAUGCCGUGAUAGUAAAUGAUUUCUAAUGAAUCAUUAUUCAAAUAUUACUAUGAAAUAAGUAUUUGAAUUCAAUGUAUACAGUCUUCAGCAAUGAAAACACAGAUUGAGAUAUAUAUAUACAUAUAUAUAUUUUAAUACUUAUAAGUAUUCAUAUAGGAAUCUAGAUGUAUUUCUGUAUAUAAAUGCAUAGUACUGUAAAUAUUACUGUACAAGUAUAAAAUUCGCAGAUAAGAAAAAAUGCUGCCGAAUAUAGUAACUAUUUGUAAAAGUUUUUUAGACGGAUCAUUUUUCUAUAAAUAUUACAUAAAUAUAGCUACCUGUAAUUUAUAGUAAUGUAUGAUAAAUACAUUUUUAACAUAUUA
This is a messenger RNA of Hylaeus volcanicus, 2040 nucleotides long. RefSeq lists its product as uncharacterized. The record is from RefSeq and is a predicted model, not a curated record. Gene Ontology annotation, molecular function: DNA binding. Lineage: Eukaryota; Metazoa; Arthropoda; Insecta; Hymenoptera; Colletidae. The transcript has 5 exons. Bases 577 to 1434 code for a protein of 285 amino acids.